AUGGAUAUAUUGAGUUUGAGAGUCACUGUCCGAGAGUCACUGUCCGAGAGCCUGUCGAUCAAUUCUCUGAGAGCUGUUUCAUACGAACCAGUUGCGCACUAUUCUGAAAGUAGUUGUCGCGAGAGAAAGAGAAAAAUGUUGUCGCCGCGAAAAGAAUGGAAUAAAAAUGAUACAUUUAAAUUAAUUGCAUUAUAUGAACAUCAGCCAAUAUUGUGGGAUAAAAAACAUAUGGAUUAUAGAAAUCGUGAAAAAAAAAAUAAAAUAUUAAGUGAAAUUGGAUUACAUUUUGAAUGUUCCACAGAAGAAAUUCAGAGGAAGAUACAUAAUUUGAGAAACCAAAUGUCACAAGAAUUGAAAAAAAAAAGAAAAGGAAAAAAGGAACUGAUGAAAUAGAGGAGUCAAAUUGGAUUUAUUUUAAUGCCCUAAAAUUUUUAAUUCUACCACUUACGAUAAAUGUGACACAAUCAUUACACACGCAGACAUCGAUGUCUAUU
This is a messenger RNA of Apis florea (little honeybee), 494 nucleotides long. RefSeq lists its product as uncharacterized. NCBI's taxonomy places the organism in Eukaryota, Metazoa, Arthropoda, Insecta, Hymenoptera, Apidae. The record is from RefSeq and is a predicted model, not a curated record.